AUGCGCAUUACUGUUUGCACAUCAUUUCACCUUUCUAAUGAAUGCCCUAUAUUCGGAAUGUUUGGAUACGGCAUAGAAACAAUACAAAGAUCGAACAUUACAAUGCAUGCUCGGUGCACCUUUCUUUUACUGACAGCCUUUACAUUGGUCACAAAUAAUGUUUUGGAAAGACGAAUCAUAGCACCAUGUCCCACUGGUUCUAGGCCGAUGUUUCGUCCCGAUGGACAACCACGCAAAUGUCUUCCUCAUCAAAACAGCCUUUGCGUAAACGCAUUACCGGAUCAGCCUGAUGCAGCAACGGUAUGCUGUUGGCACAAUCAGGUGGAUUACUUCUGUUGCUUGGAUGUAACACCAUUGGAUUGCCCUGAUUAUCACAAUGUUACCGUGGUUGUUCACAACGCAUAUCCACAGAAUCCAUUCGCGCUGCGUUCAUUUCAUUUUAGAGAAGGAAUUGAAGAUGAAAUAGUUGCUAUGACACAAGAAUUAAUACGCGAUAACAAAGUACGCAAGGAGAACGGCGUUUUGAUUAGGAAUAUUGCGUAG
Molecule: messenger RNA, 543 nt
Organism: Brugia pahangi
Lineage: Eukaryota; Metazoa; Nematoda; Chromadorea; Rhabditida; Onchocercidae
Source: the annotation of a GenBank genome assembly